CUUUGUGAGGAGCGGGAGGCGGAGGCUGCCGCGCGGACCCACGCACCUGGGAGGCGGAGGCGGCGGCGAGGAGCGGGCGAGCUCCCCCUACAGCCUGGCCGGUAGUUAAAACCCACAUCAUCCAGAGAAGGAAGAGAGGUUAAAGGAAAGAUGAAAGGAUUGAGUUAGUUGGCUGCCUUGUUCAGAGUGUACUGCCUCUUGUGCACAUUCCAUAAUGACUGUGAAGUCCUCUGGCCGUCAGACUUCAGGAAAAGUGCAAAAUGUUUCAAAUUCCUGUUCAAAAUCUUGAUAAUAUCAGGAAGUCUCGAAAAAAGGUGAAGGGCAUUCUUGUGGAUAUUGGGCUUGACAGCUGCAGGGAGUUGUUGCAGAAUCUUAAAGGUUAUGAUCCAGGAGAAAAAUAUUUUUGCAACACUUCAUGGAGUGAUGUGUCUCCCUGGGAGUCUGUGGGCAAAAGGAAGAGAUACAGAACAAAACCGUACUGCUGUAGCCUAUGCAAGUUCUCCUCAAAAUUUCUUACUUCAUUCAAGAAUCAUUUGCACCGUUACCAUGAAGAUGAAAUGGACCAAGAGCUGGUGGUUCCUUGCCCAAAAUGUGCAUUUGCUUCUGAUUCAAAAAUAGUGGGAAAACACAUCCGGAUGUUUCACUCUUCUAAUAGGAAAAUACAGAACUGCACAGUGAGCAUUUUAGGUGGCAUGAAACAAUUCAGGAGUGACAUUAUAAACUUCACAUGUCUAAAAUGUCACUUUACAGACACACUGUACUACAAUAUGAAGAAACAUGUGCUGAUGAACCAUUUUCAAAAUUUAAUAAGCACAUAUUUUGGCCAGAGACCAGACGAAAUUGAAGAGAAUUUUAUUGAGCACUACUGUAAGAAAUGUAAUGCUUCUGCAAACAGCCAAGAUUCUUUAAUGUAUCAUGUCUUAACAUCUAAUAUGCACAGAGAUCUGGAGAAUAAACUUAGAUCUGUGAUUUCAGAACAUAUUAAGAAAUCAGGACUUGUGAAGCAAAUGCAUAUUGCUCCCAAGCCUCCCACAACUAUAGCUGCUCCAUCUUUAAUGCCCACCACUGCUCCAUCAAGCUCAGUUACUACUCCAACUUGCAUUCAACUUGCAUUUCCUCAGAAUAAUCAAAAGCAAACCAUGGUACAGGGGACAGCAGUUCCAAACACUGUUUCAAAUGGCUCUGGUAGUCUUACACAUACGUCUCCUGCUCCAGUUAUUACUCCACCACAUGUUACUCUUGUAUCCAGUCCGCUCCCUGUAGGUCAGAAUGUUAAUCUUCAACCUCCAGUUCCACAACCUGUCUUUGUUUCCCAUAGGGUCCCUCUUAAUCAGCCUGUCAGGCCUGGGGUUCUCCCCCUUACUCAACCUGUUGGGACCAUAAAUAGACCUGUCGCUCCUGGGGUUCUUCCACUUAGUCAACCUGUCAGGCCUGGUCUUCUUCCUGUUAAUCAGCCUAUUGGGACUAUAAAUAGUCUGGUUGCACCUGGGGCUCUCCCAAUAGCUCAGCCUGUUGGUCCUGUAAAUAGUCAUGUUGGGCCUGGAGUUCUCCCACUAACUAGGCCUAUUGCACCUGGGGUUCUCCCUAUAAAUCGACCUGUUGGGAAUAUGAAUCAACCCAUUGGUCCUGGGGUUCUUCCUGUCCCCCAGGCUGUUACAUCAGGGGUUCUCCAGCUUAAUCAGCCUGUUGCAUCAGAGGUUCUUCCUGUAAGACAGCCUGUCAGACCUGGGAUUCUCCAACUUAAUCAACCUGUUACCUCAGGGGUUCUCCCUGCAAAUCAGCCCAUCAGACCUGGAGUUUCUCAAAAUACCACUUUCCUGACUGCAGGACCUAUACUUAGACAGUUAAUUCCAACUGGUAAGCAGGUUAAUGGGAUACCUACAUAUACCCUUGCACCAGUUUCAGUUACUUUGCCUGUGCCACCUGGUGGCGGAGUAGCAACUGUUACACCACCACAGAUGCCCAUUCAGCUAAUGCCGUCUGGCACAGUAACUCAGAUAUCUCGCUCUCCAGCUAGUGCACCUUCUCCUCCUGUUGUUGUGAGUUCUUCCCACAAUAUGUCUGUACAGGCUUCUCCACCUACUCCUGAAACAAGCCAAGCCCUCAAACAGGCUAAGCAAUGGAAGACGUGCCCUGUUUGCAAUGAACUGUUCCCAUCAAAUGUCUAUCAGGUCCACAUGGAAGUGGCUCAUAAGCACAAUGCAGUAAAAACAGAGGAAACUCUUGAACCUGACAAGCUUGCAGUUUGUGCACCCUUUUUGAGAUGGAUUAAAGAGAAGACUGUCCGGUGUUUCUCUUGUAAAUGUUUCCUAAGUGAGGAAGAACUUAUAAAACAUUUACUGAUGCAUGGUUUAGCUUGUUUGUUCUGUACAUAUACUUUCCGUGAUCUAAAAAGCCUUGUGGAACACAAUAAGACUGUGCAUAAUGGAAAGAAGAUGUUACAUGAAGACUACAGCAACAGAGGAUUUCAACUAGAUAACGAUGCUGAUGGUGACAUUAUAUUUCCACAUUUUGACUUCAGUACAGUGUUACCAAAAGAAGAACUUGGUGAAAAGGAAGUACACUUGGCAGUACUUGCAGGGGUAAACUCGAGGACCCUUGUACCUGUGUACAUCAAAGUGAAGCCUCAGACAGCUGAAGUGAACAAUAUGUGCAGCAAAAAAGUAUUUACAUGCCCCUUUUGUUUUGGUACUUUCAUUAGCAAAGAAGUCUAUGAAAUGCAUUUGAAAGAGAGGCAUCAUAUCAUGCCAACUGUACACACAAUUUUAAAGUCCCCUGCUUUCAAGUGCAUCCAUUGCUGUGGCGUGUACACUGGAAAUAUGACUCUGACUGCUAUUGCUGUGCAUUUGCUCCGCUGCAGAAGUGCUCCGAAAGACAGCAACUCAAGUAUGAAAGUGCCGCUUGAGCGCAAUGAGAAGAAAGAGUUAUCAUUUGUGAAUGGUGAAAAGCACGAUUCUGUCUCUCAAUCUGCUAAAAGAAAACAAUCUGAUCUAUGCUCUGUUGCAGAGGACCAAAGGAAUAAAGAACAGCAGCCUCAGUCCUUAAACAUUGGCACAGCUCUAGCUCCAGAUAAAGACGUAAAUCUAGGGGUAGUGCCUGUCAAGCGACAAAAGGUUGAGAGCAGGACAGAAAUGAAAGGACCUCCUUCAGGUGAGAAUCUCCAUAUUCUAGCAUUAGAUCCUAAACAGUAUGAACACAGUUCAUAUGAAGCUCGAAAGCAGUUUCUGGCAGAUUACUUUCACAAGAGGCCAUAUCCUACAAAAAAGGAGAUGGAAUUACUGUCCUCAAUGCUGUGUGUAUGGAAAAUGGAUGUUGCAUCAUUUUUUGGAAAAAAACGACAUGUGUGCCUAAAAGCGAUAAAAAAUCGCCAGCCCUCUGUGCUUCUGGGUUUCAGUAUGUCUGAACUUAAAAAUGUAAAGCACAGUUUGAGUUUAAAAUGUAAACCGCAGGAUCUGUAAAAAUGCUUUAUAGUUUUAAAAAGAAUCGUAAUUGCAUAAUUCUCAGUUUAGCAAUUUAUUACUUUGGUUUAAUUUCUUUUAACUUACAAACUGACCUUUGCAGGAUUACAGCAGUACACAAAGCCUCAUUCAGAUUUGACUGUGUUGAAAAAAGCAGCAGUGAUUGUAGAACUGAGGAUGGUAGAUCCUUCAAAUUUUCAGCUCCGGAAUUUGUUGUAGCUUUAUUUUUCUUUUCUUUUGUGGAGUAGGUUUUUCCCUGCCUCCCUCUCUCCAUUAGGCUUUUAUACCACAUGUAUUGUCUUUCCUGAUUUAAAAUUUAUUUUUUGUCAGCAAUGUCAACCUCUCUCUCUCUCUCUCUCUCUCAAAAAAAAAAAAAAAAGGGGGGGGCGCAUAAUGUUGGUUAGAAUAUCAAGACAAACUAAAUGAGAAAACAGAUCGAAUUUAAAGUAUUGGUUUAAAUUUCUUUAAACUCCUAAUUUUAUUUUUUUUCUUUUAUCCUCUAAAGAAACUGAUUGUGGUAUUUAACUUCUCCCUCAUAACCUGCCCAAAAAAGUUAUAUUUAUUUUAGCAAUAAUAAAAUGGAUGCAGCAAUUUUUUCCUCAAAAGAAGAGUAUGUGUACUAAUUACAGUUCCAGUGAUGCACAGUAGCUAAAUAAUAUAUAUUUUUGGGAGGGAGGCCGGUUCCUGUUAAGCUCUGGAAUUAGGUGACUUAAACUGGCUGUGAUUUUUAUCUCAUUAAAAAUUAACUAAUUUAAAGGGAUUGUUUUCUGUCACUUUGUAGAUAUGGGACACUCUCCAGUUGCUAAAUUUGUACAAUUUCAAAGCCUGUUGACAACUUAUUACAAACGGUGAAGUAGUUUUAGAGAAGUAUCAAAUUACUUUGAUGCAUCUUGACAUAAUGUGACUUUUAUUCACAUAUCCUUUCUUACUUGUUGAGAGCUCAGUCCCAGCAUCACUGAAGUCAAUGGGAAUGUGUCUAUGCCAACUCUGUGUGUUGGUUAGGGUAUUGAGUGAACACAGUGCCCCUUCUAAUAACCAAUGAGAAAUGUAGCUUAAACCACUCUCCUUUCAUAAACAGUCAGAAAGCAGCUAAAGCUAGUGGAUGGAAUGAUAAUAUGGCACCUUUUGCCUAUGUCAUUGAUUCAAAUGGAAUUCCCAUAUGUGAUGUGUACACAUUCUUGCCAUCUGACAAAUAGUUAAUGGUUUCUAUGAAAUUAAUUGGUCUCAAAGUAGUUUCUAGUGAACAAACGUCUACAUCACCAAACAAAAAACCCUCCAGAACUGCCAUCCUUGGUAAGUGAGAGUCAAAAGGAUUGAGUGGGCUUGGUGAUUAACCUAGCUUUAAAAUGAAUUAGAGAUGUGAUUUGUGGCCACUUGCAUUACCAGUCCACUGCUAUACCUACUAUUUGGAUAAAUGGGGGGCUUUGGUUUUAAUCAGAUUGUCAGUUUGGCACCUUCCAAAAAUCACUAAAAUUACUUUGCCAAACAAGGCCAGUAACAGGCCAUUCAAAGCAAAUAUUACAAGUGGUCUGUCCUACCAUUGAACUUGUACUGAUGACUUCAAACAAAGGCAAGAAGAAUAAUGUGCUUGGUGUGAUUAAUUUAGGUAAUAAAAAAGUCAUUCUUCUCCUAGUCAGCAAUUUUUCAUCCCAUACCAGAGUUUUGUGUUUUGUAAAUUGCAUGUAAAUGUGACUUUACAUUGAACAUUUCAAGCAGUUGUAUAACAGGGCAUGACUUAUUGUAACCAUAACUAUCAAAGGAAAAGCUUGCUGCUGCCUUAUUUGAGCUUCUACAAACUUUAAAAUAUCUGUAUUUUGGAUUAAAAGCGUCGUAUUUUCCUGUUGAAAAAAGGGUGAAAUGUUCUCAUAUACUUACUAUUUCAGUAAUUUUUUGUUUAAAUUGUAAAAUACAAAAAGAAAAUCCACAAUAAAAUUGAAUCUAGUCUUGUAAUGCAAACUCUGAACUAAAAUCCUGUAAGGGAUUGUUAUAUUUUUGAGAGGAGGAGUCAGGGGGAGAAUUGAUCAACAGGAUCCUAAAACCAAUAAGAAAAAUUUGAUGAGGUCUCCUAAAAGAUGUUACAGGAUCCUAAUCUGACUUGUGAUUUGGCUGAGUUUAGUUUGUGAACCAGUCUGGAGAGUUUAGGGGGAUUUAAAAAAAUACUUACAGUUCUCGACUUGGAAAAAGAACGUACUGUGGGCAAGAUUCAUCUCGGGUGUAAUACCAUUCACGUCAAUGGAGUUACACUAGGGAUUUGACACUAUAGAUCUACAAGACAGCUUAAGAUGAGUGGUUUAAGGUACUGUUUAUAUAUUACAAAUGUUUCUUAUUGGGAGAGAACCAAGAAGUGAUAUUAAGAGUUGAUUCUUGCCAUGGUGGUGGAGGAAACAAUUUAGUGUUACCAGUUUUCUUUAUUGUACGCUGUCUAGGGACAAUGUUAAACAUUUUAUCUAUUUGGCCUUUGAUUUCACAGUUUCAAAUAAACCAACUUUUUAACUUUU
Messenger RNA from Chelonoidis abingdonii (Abingdon island giant tortoise), 5956 nucleotides. The record is from RefSeq and is a predicted model, not a curated record. NCBI's taxonomy places the organism in Eukaryota, Metazoa, Chordata, Testudines, Testudinidae.